UUCAUGAUCACUUGGUCAGAGGUGAAUAGAUCACCACAUGAAUAAAUAAUCGCCAAGGGUUAAUCUCAAAUGCAAUAAGCAAAAUUCAUAGCAGUUGUAUCCUUAGCUCUACUUUGGGUGGUCAGUCAAAAUCAGAGAAAAUGGCUUCAAAGUUAGUUAUUGCAGUUAUCCUAUUCUGUGCCGUAUCGGCCUACGCAAAGAAAGUGGAAGAGGCGUAUUUAUAUCAUGGGCGCAUAAUUAAAACUGUGAGAGACGUCAAGGAUGAUGACAAGAGAAGUAUUCCAGGAGACAAGAAAGAGGAAUCAGCCGGAAAAAGAUUCUUCUGUGGUGCUAGUUGUGCGCCAUCAUGUGCACCCGUAUGUGCUCCAUCUUGCUGUGCAGCUCCACCACCACCCCCACCUAUGAUGAUUCCCUGCCCACCACCCCCACCACCACCAUGCCCAAUGCCAUGCCCACCACCAGCAAUUCCAGGACCCCCAGGACCUCCAGGACCCCCAGGAUGCUGUGGUGGACCAGGAUCUCUUGGACCUCCAGGACCAAUUGGACCCCCAGGAUGUGGUGGCCCCAUGGGACCAAUGGGACCAAUGGGACCAGCAGGAGCCCCAGGAAUGCCCGCCCCACCAGCAGCACCAUGCCCACCCAUCUGUCUCCACUUCCAAGCUCUCCUUCGUCAAGCACCCCCACCAGCACCCGUGUGCCCAACUCAAUGUGCACCCAUGUGCUGUGCCCCACCACCACCACCACCUCCACCAGUCUGUGCUCCAUCAUGUGCUCCAACAUGCUGUGGCAAAUAUGGCACCUGUAAAUUUGCAGAUGGCAUGGGAAUUUACGCGAUGGUGGUAGAGCUGGUGGGAUUGUUGGUGGAAGAGCUGGCGGGAUUCAUGGCGGUAGAGCUGGUUGGGGUGGGUUGUGGCUCUGGUAGUGAUCGAGGGACACUUAGGGACUUACGCCAAAAACGAUUCUUCUGCGGUGAUGGAUGCGAUGUUGGUUGUGCCCCUGACUGUUCACCGAUGUGCUGUGGAGCCCCACCACCAAUGCCAGCUCCUUGUGCCCCACCACCUCCUCCUCCACCACCACCACCGCCACCACCAAUUCCAGGCCCACCAGGUCCCGUAGGACCACCUGGUUCACCUGGUGGCCCAGGAAUGCCAGGACCAAGAGGACCCAACGGAUGCUUUGGUCCAGCUGGACCAAUUGGACCAGCCGGCCCCCCAGGACCUCCUGGUGCCCCUGGCUUAGCUGCUCCUCCACCACCUCCUUGCCCUCCUGUUUGUCAACAGUGGUCAUAUAUGAUCCAUCCACCUGCACCACCACCCCCACUCCCACCACCACCCCCACCACCAUGUCCACCAGCCUGCCCUCCACCAUGUUGUGCUCCUCCACCUCCACCAUGUUGCGGUUAGAUCGUUUCCUGGUUUAACAAAGCUAAGCAGGACAUUAUUGAAGACCUACAGAAGAAGCCACAUGUGUACUGGUUAAUAUAACUGCGUGCAUUAUUAGAAAGAUAAAUUUGAAGCCUGAGACAGGCAAAAAUGUAUAUGCAAUGCUUAUCAUAAAGCAGAGGAUUUUAGACAAAGUUUGCGUUGCCAAGCCUAUUCAGUCCGUCUAACGCUAGCAAACUAACAUAAUCAUUCAUUUUGUAUCGUUUUUCAGUUCCAUCUUUUAAAAAUUACUAGAUAUUUGUUUAUCUAUCAUUUGCUUCAGGUGUAAUCAAAAAUUAUAAAAGAAAUAUAAAAUGAAUCAA
Molecule: messenger RNA, 1744 nt
Organism: Rhopilema esculentum
Lineage: Eukaryota; Metazoa; Cnidaria; Scyphozoa; Rhizostomeae; Rhizostomatidae
Source: RefSeq, a predicted model, not a curated record